Molecule: messenger RNA, 2591 nt
Organism: Chlamydomonas reinhardtii
Lineage: Eukaryota; Viridiplantae; Chlorophyta; Chlorophyceae; Chlamydomonadales; Chlamydomonadaceae
Exons: 16
Coding region: 33-1766 (577 amino acids)
Biological process (GO): protein refolding
Molecular function (GO): ATP-dependent protein folding chaperone; ATP binding
Source: RefSeq, a predicted model, not a curated record
GCCAGUCUGCUAGUUUUCAUAUUCCUGCAGUCAUGGCAGGCACCCAGAUGCGGUCGUUCCAGGCGAAGUCGGCGGCCUCGGCUCGCGGCGCCGUCCGUGGCAGGCGCAGCGUGGUCGUUCAGGCCGCCAAGGAGCUGCACUUCAACCGCAACAUGGAGGCGCUGAAGAAGAUGCAGGCUGGUGUGGACAAGCUGGCCACCGUGGUCGGUGUGACCAUCGGCCCCAAGGGUCGCAACGUGGUGUUGGAGUCCAAGUUCGGCUCGCCCAAGAUUGUGAACGACGGUGUGACCAUUGCUCGCGAGGUGGAGCUGGAGGACCCCGUGGAGAACAUCGGCGCCAAGCUGGUCCGCCAGGCCGCUGCCCGCACCAACGACACCGCUGGUGAUGGCACCACCACCGCCACCGUCCUGUCCGCCGCCUUCAUCGCUGAGGGCAUGAAGAUCGUGGCCGCCGGCACCAACCCCGUGCAGCUGACCCGCGGCAUGGAGAAGACCGUGAACGCGCUGGUGAAGGAGCUGAAGGCAGCCUCCAGCCAGGUGCACUCCGACAAGGACCUGUCCAACGUGGCCAGUGUGUCGGCCGGCGGCAACCCUGACGUGGGCAAGCUGAUCAGCGACGCCAUGGCCAAGGUUGGCCGCCAGGGUGUGGUUACCAUGGAGGAGUCCAAGACCGCUGAGGACGCGCUGAUCUUUGUGGAGGGCAUGCAGUUCGACCGCGGCUACUACUCGCCCUACUUCGUCACCGACCCCGAGCGCAUGCUCGCGGAGUACGAGAACUGCCGCAUCCUGCUGGUGGACAAGAAGAUUUCCACCGCCCGCGACAUCAUCGGCAUCCUGGAGGCCGCCAUCCGCGGCAACUACCCGCUGCUGAUCAUGGCCGAGGACGUGGAGCAGGAGGCGCUGGCCACCCUGGUGGUCAACAAGCUGCGCGGCACCCUCAAGGUGGUGGCUGUGAAGGCGCCCGGCUUCGGCGAGCGCAAGAGCUCCUACCUGGAGGACAUUGCCAUCCUGACCGGCGGCACCGUGGUUAAGGACGAGCUGGGCAUCACCCUGGAGAAGGCCACCGAGGAGGUGCUGGGCCUGGCUGCCAAGGUGUCGAUCUCCAAGGAGGCCACCACCAUUGUGGGUGACGGCCGCACGCAGCAGCAGGUGGAGGGCCGCGUCAAGCAGAUCCGCAACCUGGCGGCGGAGACGGAGCAGGAGUACGAGAAGGAGAAGCUCAAUGAGCGCAUUGCGCGCCUGUCGGGCGGCGUGGCCAUCAUCCAGGUGGGCGCCCAGACCGAGACGGAGCUCAAGGAGAAGAAGCUGCGCGUGGAGGACGCCCUGAACGCCACCAAGGCCGCUGUGGAGGAGGGCAUUGUCAUCGGUGGUGGCUGCACGCUGCUGCGCCUCAGCCAGAAGGUGGACUCCAUCAAGGAGACCCUUUCCAACGAGGAGCAGAAGAUGGGCGCCGACAUCAUCAAGCGCGCGCUCAGCUACCCCAUCAAGCUCAUCGCCAACAACGCCGGCACCAACGGCUCCGUGGUCAUGCAGCGCGUCAUGGACAACAUCGACCAGCCGUACUACGGCUACAACGCCGCCACCGACACCUUCGAGGACCUGAUGGAGGCCGGCAUCAUCGACCCCACCAAGGUGGUCCGCUGCUCGCUGGAGAACGCCGUGUCGGUGGCCAAGACCUUCCUGCUGGCUGACGUGGUGGUCACCGAGAUCCCCGAGAAGGAGAAGGCGCCCGCGCCCGCCGCCGGCGGCGGUGACUACGACUACUAAGCAGCUGUAGCACCCGGCCGCCGCCGCCGCGCUGCUGCUGCUGCAGCGCUGUAGCGGUGUAGCAAUGUCCAGGUGUGCCGGCGGGGCCGGCGGCUGUGUGGCUAUACGUGGCGCGUGCGGUCUGCUGCUGUGGGUACUGGGUUGGUGGUUUGGUGUUUGGGGGUUUCGGAGUGGAAAUGGCGGUGCGAGCUGGAGGCGUGCUUGGGCCGAGGAGGUGCGCUUGGAGACGAUGAUGACGGGCCCCGGGGUCGGGGUUCGUGACGGCUACAGCCAGUGUGGUUGACGACUAGAGUGGGUUGCAAAGGAGGACUUCAUCGGACGUGCAGGCGGCGCCGUCGGCGCACCCGAACGGGCAGCUGGUGUGCGCGGGUGGGGCUGGCUGCGUGUCGCAGUUUUGGGCGCCGGUGACGGCUGUAGCGAACGCGCAAGGACGCGCCCGCUGCUAGAGCUGGUUCCCGGGCGGGGGCCGGGGCGGCACGGCCACAAGAGGGCAUACGCAGCACGCGCGUCCCCGUCUGUUACGCGGGGGCGGCUGCAGCACAACUCCCGGCUGCUGCUGCGGUGUCAGGCUAGCAUGCUGGGUUGACGGUUCAGUCGUGGCUACAGCGCUGGCUGUUGUUUUGCACACAUGCGGCCGCUUGCAAGCCUGAAGGAUCAUUGCUUGCUGUUGAGCGAACAAGAGAGAGGUGCGAGAGAGCGUGACAGACCCCAAGGACGACGAUGUGUGAGGGCUAAGGACUGUGUAUGUGUGUUGCUGGGCGGUGCUGCUGCCAACAGCCGCUGCCAAGCAGCUGUGCGCCUAGGUAGAUGUAAACCAACAUCUGA